AAUGGCCAACAUUGGUCGAUUCAGCGGAUGGCUUAACGGGUCCGUUUGGUCGUACAUCACAUUCAUUGACCAGUGUUUGUUUGUUUGUUUGCUUCGCUCGAUGAACAGCAGAGCGCUGCCUGUGUCCAUUUCCUGAAUCCAGCAUUCAACUGUCAAAACUUUCUACUGGCCAGCAUCGGCAUGAAGUCACACGAAGUAAACGAACUAACCGGACCACCGAAUCUUCUAGUAAGCGCACUCUGGCUGCUGCUGCACACCGUCUUCACCUGGGUAGAGCAUUUGCUGCGCUUGUUACGACGAUGCCGGAAGGCGCUCCAUCACAUCCGGCCACUCGGUACAGCGAUCGUCGAAUCGUACCGCAUGAAACAAUCGCAACAGUACGUAAAGUUGCAGCUCCAAACGGUGUCGAAGAUUCCGAAGCAUCUUGUCGUACUGCUCGGACCGGAACGGCCCGACUAUCAACGACUAUCGCAGUUCAUCUACUGGUCGAAUGCGGCCGGUAUUGCGUACGUUAGUUUCUACGAUCAUAAUGGUACGAUUAAGCGUAACUACGAACAAAUGAAACGAUGCGUAGAUGAAGCACCGCUGGAAGAUAAACAUCACAUCCUUUGGUCAGCCGAAGCCCACGUACCGGAGAAAAAUCGGAACUGUACCGUGGUUAACUUUCUGUCGCCCGAAGAUGGCAAACAGGGACUGGUCAGUCUCAGUCGCUCGAUCGGUGAAUCCGUCCGGCGCCGCGAUCUAUUUCCAUCCGACGUGAGCAUCGAGCUGCUCGACAGCCGGCUACAAGCGUCGACCGGUUACGUGCCCGAUCCGGAUUUGGCCGUCUACUUCGGGGAGGUUUGUUGCACGUACGGCUUGCUGCCGUGGCAGAUAAGGUUAACGGAGUUUCUGCCGCUCGAGUGGCGGCUGCAGGAUAGUAACGAGCAUCAUUUCGUACACUGUUUGCGUCGGUUUGCCAAGUGCGAGCAACGUUUGGGUACGUAAAGGCGGUCACGAGAAUAUGUCUGACCGUAAGGGAGGAAAACGAGCUAAGAUGCAUACUAUUGUAUGUAGGCACCGUAUAUAUAAAGACAAAAACUUUUCUAAUAUUUAAAACUGUGUAAUAGUGUAAUGGCGUAUGAAUUAUAGCAUAUCUAGAUCUAGAUCUAGAGAUAAGCAAGGAAGGGUGUCAUUAAAAAAAUCGAUUGAAAAACUAUUUGUUGCUUCACGUGUUUUAAUGAAUUAAAAUUUAUUCAGAUAAUCAACUAGUAUAAAACUAGUAGUAAACGGAUUGCAUUUUUUAAUUUAAUAUCUACAAAAAAUUUAACAGCUUACAAAAAUAAAGUAAAGUAAUUCUGGCUAUAAUCUACCGAUUAAAAUAAACGAUUCACUCCUUAACACAAUUAUACCAACACCUGCUUUUUUUAAAUAAAAAAAAAACUAGAAGAGAAUUUAAGAUUUUGCUACCGGCACGUGA
Anopheles stephensi (Asian malaria mosquito) is the source of this 1459-nucleotide messenger RNA. RefSeq names its product dehydrodolichyl diphosphate synthase complex subunit Nus1 (gene Tango14). Lineage: Eukaryota; Metazoa; Arthropoda; Insecta; Diptera; Culicidae. The coding region runs from base 181 to 987 and encodes 268 amino acids. The transcript is spliced from 3 exons. The record is from RefSeq and is a predicted model, not a curated record. Gene Ontology annotation, cellular component: endoplasmic reticulum membrane; dehydrodolichyl diphosphate synthase complex. Gene Ontology annotation, molecular function: ditrans,polycis-polyprenyl diphosphate synthase [(2E,6E)-farnesyl diphosphate specific] activity.